AGCGAUCGCUCAAGAUGACCACAUAAUACCAUGUACUUAAUAUAUUGAUAUUGCUCCAAUACAAUGGGACACGAUUUUUAUAGGUUUUUAGGCCGUACAAGUUUAUCGAUAUUUAGGAAUUAAAAUGAUGAUUUUGAUUUGGAAUUAUUAUAUAAAGUGAUCAAGGGUAAUGUAUUAUAGGAAUUAUAUAUUGUUUCUGAUUUCCAUCGUGACUUUCAAGAAAUGAAUACCUCGAAUUCAAGCACGGACACCAGGUAUUACUACGCCUCAGAAGUGGCCAGAAAUCUACGCAAAGCAUUCCGAGAGGCCUGGGCAAGAGAAGUAAUACACAGAAAAGAGUGUGAGGAUCCAAUUGAUCACCAGGACAUGUACGUCUUUCUGCUCCUUCCAGCCGUUCUGAUCAUGAUGAUUUUAUUCGUCUCGAAAACGGAGGUUGUCGAACGAGUUUUACAUGGGAAAAAUGUCCCGAGAAAACCUAAAGAUACCUUUGGGUCAGACCGGUUUUCCUUUGCCGCGAUAUUUGGUGCUUUGACGUUUCUCUGUUUUGAGAUAGCUGUAAAACGACGUUACGUCGUACGAAAUGCCAAUGACGGUCCAUUGAACAUACAAAUUCUAGCUGCUGUUGUUUCCAUUAUUGUAUACACGCUGGAUUACUUCCCUUUGUUGACUGCUCUGGCAGACAAGACAGUGGUAGGAGACAUGGCGGGGACGCUUUAUAUCUGGACGAUGACGUCACUGUUCAUUAUCCAGAGACUUGGUUGUUACGGCGAAGAGGGGAGGCGACUGGUAUUAUUCAUACAAAACAUUCCCAUCUUUAUGUGCCUCAUUUUCCUGGCGGUCAGUUUUCCAGCAAGAUUAAUCCUGUCAGUCCGUAAAAUUCUGAAGAAAGUGGACGGUACAUACGAGGAAUUUUCUGAGCAGGAGACGGACAUCAUAAGACAAACUCCGCAGGGGAGAUACGUCCAGAGUCUCCUUAGGAAAAGACCCAAAGAAACAUUGAAAAACAAAGUGUUACAUACCGCCUCUCGGCUAUUAUAUUUUAUUAAAAUGAAAAUAAAACAGAAAGUAACUUACAAAAAUAUUCCAGAAUUUCGUUAUUCUCUGAGAAUGAUGGGUGUCGUAGUUAUUGGGGUUCUCCUUAUUUACAUGAUAUCUGCGGAGGUUCUUCUUGGGUUGAUUCCGAUUCUUUCCUACAUAAAAUCUCUAAUUUUGAGGAAGAUCUCGGCGAUUGAAGGUUUCUCAGAAGAACACAAUUAUAACUUUACUAUUACAGUGCUUAGUGUGACAAGGGACGUAACCGUUGCUAUACAAGUUUGUGCUAUUCUGUCCUCGUUUCUGGUGUUCUGUAUUGGUCUACUGAAUAUCAUCCACACACUUAUUUCAUACAGAGAUAAUUUAACAGAAAAAAAAAAAGAUUGUAAGAUUGUUCCUCUACUGGAAUAUAAAAGCCUGGAUAGAGAUAAGGAUGUGGGAAGCAUGCAGUUUGCAGGUUACCAAAUAGGAUUCGUUAUUUUUGCUUAUGCCGUGCAGAUUGUGAUUUUGUUCUUCUCGUCCUUCGGAAUAGCCUUGGUGUUCAUCGUUAUAAAGUACAACCGUGAAAGACCGAUCCGAAUAAUUGUGGAAAUGACAUGGCCUAUGGUUGUUUUCUCGAUACUAGUGCGACUUCUUCAGAUCAUUACUGCAAAAUUUAUUUUCCUUCAGGAUAGAGGGAGAGUGAUGGCGAUUAGAUAUCGGCGGAGUUACCUUGUGUUUCUGUAUUUUACUUUCAUUUUGGAUAUUAUAAUUGGUACAAUGCGCUGUCCGUAUCGCCUUGUUAAAGCAAUGAUUCUCGGCUCUCUCACACUGUCAAGACUGGAUCACAGCGCCCUCUCCCGGGAGUUCGAAACUUUAGAUACUGGUUUCCGUGCUUAUGUGGGAUUUCUGCACUUUGAGAAUAUGACAUCACAUCCGGUUUUAUUGACAUUUGUCCGUCUGCUGCUAGCAAGACCUGGGGGAUUCGAACCACCCCAAAAAUUAAAAGCCAGCGUCAAAGCAUCAGUGUCACAUGGAGAGGUCGUCAUAUCUGAAUUGGGGAGCGCAUUUUGGAAGGAUAAUCAACUGACAAAGAGAGCCAGAGCACAACAUCGCUGGCAUUUGUUGUACACUCUACACAAAAAUCCUCAGCUUCAGUUUCUACGAAGAAACUCAUUUGAUUGGUUAGAGGAUUAAAGAAAUACAUAGUUACCGAGCAACCUAAAAAUAAAAACUGAAAACUAGACAUUGUGGGUUAUGUUUUUUGUGAUUUUCAA
This is a messenger RNA of Saccostrea cuccullata (small rock oyster), 2288 nucleotides long. RefSeq names its product receptor for retinol uptake stra6-like. NCBI's taxonomy places the organism in Eukaryota, Metazoa, Mollusca, Bivalvia, Ostreida, Ostreidae. Gene Ontology annotation, biological process: vitamin A import into cell. The record is from RefSeq and is a predicted model, not a curated record. Gene Ontology annotation, molecular function: signaling receptor activity; retinol transmembrane transporter activity. The transcript has 19 exons. Bases 223 to 2208 code for a protein of 661 amino acids. Gene Ontology annotation, cellular component: plasma membrane.